Arachis ipaensis is the source of this 630-nucleotide messenger RNA. The record is from RefSeq and is a predicted model, not a curated record. NCBI's taxonomy places the organism in Eukaryota, Viridiplantae, Streptophyta, Magnoliopsida, Fabales, Fabaceae.
AUGCUAAGGGCCUAUGUUUUGGACCAGCUGGCGAGCUGGGAUCGGUAUAUGCCAUUAAUACAGUUUGCUUAUAAUAAUAGUUAUCAUGCGAGUAUUGAAAUGGCUCCAUAUGAAGCUCUGUAUGGCAGAAAAUGUCAGUCUCCACUAUGUUGGCAUGAAACUGGAGAAAGGAGUUUGUUAGGGCCUGAGAUGAAAGCUGAAACUACUGAACAGAUAAAAAAGAUUCGUAGUCAAAUGCUUAUAGUCCAGAGUCGCCAAAAAAGUUAUGCUGACCAGAGGCGAAAGCCUUUAGAAUUUGAGGAAGGAGAGCAUAGAAUUGGACUAGUGGCUUAUAGAAGUGUCUUACCGCCAUACCUUUCGAAUUUGCACGAUGUAUUUCAUGUAUCACAGCUUCGAAAGUAUACUCCUGAUGCAAGUCAUGUUCUAGAACCAGAACCAAUCCAAGUGAAAGAAUAUCUAACACUUUCAGUAAUUCCGGCAAGAAUUGAUGACACCAGUGUUAAACGAAUACAUGAAAGGGAAGUAUCAUUAGUAAAAGUAGCUUGGAGUCGAGUUAGUAUCGAGAAACAUACUUGGGAACUCGAAUCAGAUAUGCGAAAGGACUACCCACAUCUCUUUUCAGGUAACUGA